UUGUUUAUUAGAUGCACAGAUGGUCUUCAAUAUAUUUAUUUCUCUUUUUGUGACAGCAACAUAGCAGCUACACUCUUGUUGUGAAAGCAUCAGACCGGGAUGGGGCUGCAGAUGGAAUAUCAUCCCUUUGUAGCUGUAAUGUGAAAGUCAUUGAUGUUAAUGACAACUUUCCAACUCUUGCUCAAAGCUCUUUUUCAGCAAGUAUUUCAGAAAAUUCUCUCAGUUCAGAACUGCUACGAAUACAAGCUCUGGAUGCUGAUGAAGAGUUUACAGACAACUGGUUAGCAGAGUUUUUCUUUAUAUCCGGUAAUGAAGAUAACUGUUUUGAAAUUGUUACAGAUCGAGCUACAAAUCAAGGAAUCCUUAGAGUAAUUAAGGAACUGGAUUAUGAACAGCUUCGAAGUCACUCACUGAUGAUUGGUGUCAGGAAUGUAGCUGCCUUCCACCACUCUGUCGCACAGGACUAUCAAAUAUUUGGAACACCCCUCACAAUAGAAGUAAAAAAUUUGAUUGAACCACCAAGAUUUCACCCAUCUUCAGUUGUGUUUAACCUGGCACAUGGCGCAAAAGCGAAUUAUGUUAUAGGAACCUACACAGCCAUGGAUGAGGACACCAGAGCUAUCGCAUCAAACGUUGUAUAUAGCAUAGGACGUGAUCCAGCUGCCUGGUUCAGAAUCAAUCAAAACACUGGUGAAAUCACCCUGAACAAGGUCAUUAGCCGGGAUUCAGUCUACAUAGUCAAUGGGCAGUACCAAGCAGAGGUUCUGGCUAUCACCAGAGGGUCUCCUCGAUAUACUGCUACUGGCACCAUUGUGCUUUCAAUAGAUGACAUCAAUACCAACUGCCCAACUAUUAAUACUGAAAUGAGGAAAGUAUGUAUGCAUUCCCCAUCAGUGAUUAUCUCAGCAAAGCCCAGGGAUGGUGAUCUAUAUGCUACCCCCUUUACAUUCAGCAUACAUGGUGAACCUCAGACUACAUGGAUUAUCAGACGAAUAAAUGGUUCCUCUGCAGAGCUAGUGGGCCAGAACAUAGACUUUUACCUUUACAGGAUCCAUGUGGUUGUAAGAGAUAGCCAAGGCCGACGCUGCGCUAGACCACACAUAAUUCCUGUGCAGGCUUGCCAGUGUGACAGUCGGAAUUACUGCACCAGUGGGGCCACAAGAAUAAUUAUCAUCGGUGGUGGUGGUGGUGGUGGCGGCACUGGUGGUGGCACCGGUGGUGGCACUGGUGGUGGCACUGGUGGUGGUACUGGUGGUGCCACUGGUGGUGGCACUGGUGGUGGCACAACUGGUGGUGGUGGGGGUACUGGAGGAGGCCGGGAAGAUGGAGGAGGCCAGCAAGGUGGUGAUGGUGGUGAUGCGGGAUAUGGAGAUUAUCAGCCCCACACAGAAUGGGAGAGUUAUACAGAUGGAUAUGAAGGAGGUGAGGAAGGAUACACUGCAUCCACUGAUGAUAGUUACACUGGAGGAGAAAAUUACGGCAGAGACUACCAAUCAAAUACCACACUUAGCGGUGCUGCCAUUGGCCUGAUGUUUCUCGGUGGAUUAAUAUUUGUUCUGAUCCCAAUUUUGAUGUCAAUGAGUGACUGUUGUGGCUGUGGACCUGGCGCCGCAGGUGGAGUUGGAACUGGAUUUGAACCUGUACCUGAAUGCACAGAAGGGGCAAUUCAUCCAUGGGGAAUAGAAGGUGCACAACCUGAAGACAGGGAUGUCUCACAUAUUCUUGGCCCAACAACAGCUGCAGGAGGUGAUUUUGGUGAACCUUCUGACAUAUAUAAUAACACAUAUGGAGGAGGAGGAGUAGUAGCUUCUGGUGCUGAAGAAACUACAGGGGUUGGCUAUGGCACUGGUACUGGCUACGGAACAGCUGGAGGAAUUUCUGGAACAGGGGAAGUAAAAGGGUCGAUUGGAGGAACGAUAAAAGAGUAUCGAGAAGGAGGCGUGAACAUGGCCUUCCUAGACAACUAUUUCUCUGAGAAAGCAUUUGUGUAUGCAGAUGAAGAUGAAGGCCGGCCGGCAAAUGAUUGCCUAUUGAUCUAUGAUCACGAAGGGGUCGGCACUCCUGUUGGCUCCGUGGGUUGCUGCAGCUUUAUUGGAGAAGACACAGAUGAAACAUACUUGGAUACUUUAGGACCAAAAUUUAGGACCCUAGCAGAGAUCUGUCUGGGCAAAGAGAUUGAUCCUUUCCCUGACACCAACCCACCCUGGCCAGGCGUCAACAUCCCCUUCCCCAGCCCCGAAAGUGAUCUAAACCUGCCGCCACCCGGUACCACCAUCGUUGUCAAUGGAAGUGCACCUAUGCCUCCCCCAGUCGGCACCACAACGGUUGUCACCGAAAACACCUACACGUCUGGGGCAACCAUMCAGCCCCCGAGGCCGAUGCCGGAUCCCCUACUCCAUGGCAACAUGACGGUGACCGAGACCUACACCUCCGGCACCCCCUCUCUCGGCGUUGACCCUCUGCGUGCAUCCAACGUCGUGGUGACAGAGMGGGUUGUGGGGCCCGCGUCCGCCUCUGAUUUGCGUGGCAUGCUGGAUAUCCCUGAUCUCACAGAGGGCUCCAAUGUCAUCGUCACGGAAAGAGUAAUUGCGCCUAACUCCCGACUCCCGGCGUCUCUGAGCAUUCCCGAUUUGGUAGAUGGGUCAAACGURGUCGUGACAGAAAGGGUGUUCAGGCCUGCCUCAGGCAUGCCAGGCAGCCUGAUAAAUAUUCCUUCAGAGCUAUCGAACGCCCACAACGUGGUGGUCACGGAGAGAGUAGUGUCAGGGUCUGGGAUGAGCGGCCUGGGAGGAACGAGCCUGGGGGGAGCAAAUCUGGGGGGCCUGAGCAGCACGGGCCAGAUGCUCAGUGCUGACAGUGCCUUUGGCCAGGGAAUGAGCACGGCGUCUCCAGGCACCUCCCGGAGACGAGUGACAAAGUACAGCACCGUGCAGUACUCCAGUCAGUAAGGCCUCUGCUGGCUCCCCUUCCUGCWGAAAUCACCGUUUGCACCGACACUCAUUAGCUGCCACCCAUCAAGAAUAUUGUUAUUAUUUAUAACUAAGAAAUAGYGCUAACAUUUCAGAGAUUCCUGCUUGUGUGAGGAUCUCUGAAGGGUGCCCCGUUCCGAGGUCAAAUGCAGGACUUAGUCAGUGAAGGGAAAAUAGAAGUUAGUUUUAAAUUUAUUUCUUUCCCUCCACCUCGCACUGCAAGUGUAUAAACAGACUCUAGUAUUUUUGGAGAUAUCUGAUGGUGGAGGAGAGCAGUGAGAGGGGAUCCUUGUGUGCACAGGAUCUGAAUUAAUGGUGUACAAAAGCAUGUUAAAAUACUGUGCAGCUGAGUGAUCUCUCACAAUAAGCAGAUUUGGGUUAAUAGCCCCUCACUGACAAGAGAGGAAAAGAAUGUAGUUAAUAAUUAGUCAACUCAAGACUAAAUAAGCACUUUCAAACGCAUCAUUUUACUUUGCAUGUAAUUCAAGGAGCGCUACAAAACGGCACUUUCAACCAUUUCUCCCACCAYCACCAAUAGUUAUAAAUAAUAAUUAUCUAAACAUAUUACACUUCCAUUGCUUUCUGAAGUUCUCAGUAAACAAACACUCUGCCACAGCCUGCCAUGCUGUUACUCUCAUGGUGAGGAGCGUGACCAGCGAUUCGUCGCAGCUGGUGAUGCCACRUUGACACUGUCACCAAGGAAGAUGUUGGCUUCAUCUUUUCUCCAUUACAGCUUUSCUUAAAUCUAAAAGGACUUCAGUGACAACCAGGAACUCUUAGUCAGAUUUUUGUGCCAAAAUACCAUCCAAAUCACCAAUGUCAGGUUAUAUUAAAAGGGCUAUAAUAUACCAUGCCAAUUCUCAUUUCAAAUACUGAAAAGAAAAAGAAAGUCUUAGAAGCUUUAUGAUGUGAGGAGGCAAUAGCAAGUAUUGUAUUACUGACACUGGUAGCUGAAGUCUUCCUGAAAAGAAAAAAAACAAAA
Malurus melanocephalus (red-backed fairy wren) is the source of this 3951-nucleotide messenger RNA. Its product is annotated as desmoglein-1-beta-like. Lineage: Eukaryota; Metazoa; Chordata; Aves; Passeriformes; Maluridae. The transcript is spliced from 10 exons. Gene Ontology annotation, biological process: homophilic cell-cell adhesion. The record is from RefSeq and is a predicted model, not a curated record. Gene Ontology annotation, molecular function: calcium ion binding. The annotation marks the transcript as partial. Gene Ontology annotation, cellular component: desmosome; plasma membrane.